This is a messenger RNA of Pseudophryne corroboree (corroboree frog), 6271 nucleotides long. RefSeq names its product family with sequence similarity 83 member G (gene SACK1G). The transcript has 5 exons. NCBI's taxonomy places the organism in Eukaryota, Metazoa, Chordata, Amphibia, Anura, Myobatrachidae. Gene Ontology annotation, biological process: signal transduction. The record is from RefSeq and is a predicted model, not a curated record. Bases 561 to 3320 code for a protein of 919 amino acids. Gene Ontology annotation, molecular function: protein kinase binding.
GCGGCUGGGAGCUGGGGUGGGGGCGGCCCGGCGCCGGCUCACGUGACCUCGCUUCCAGGCUGAGCCCUGAUCAGCGCUGUUACCUGGUGUCAGUGAGCUGAGUGCAGCAGCUCAGACCGGGAGCAGCAGCGGGAGACCCGGGACAGAGACCGGCGGCUGCGGGAUACCCGGGACUGGAGGUGGGGCUCUAUUGCCAGGGGUCAAGGUGGUCACGGAUACACAAGCUGUAGCCCUGGUGGCCAUUUACCGCACUAUGGGUCAGCGUGAGCCACUGUACAGGAACAGGCGUGCUGGCCAACAGAAGGCAUUGUCGUCUGAGGACUCAUUUAUUAUAUAGAUCAAGGUCCAGUCCUGGAGCCCAACUGAGAAUCUGCAGCAAGGUCCACUAAAGGAGCCCAACUGAGGAACCUCAGCAAGGUCCACCCCUGGGGCCCAUCUGUGGAACCUCAGCAAGGUCCACUCCUGGGACCCAUCCGAGGAUCUUCAGCAAGUUCCACUACAGGGGCUCAACUGAGGAUCUCCAGCAGAGCCACAAGGGGCCCACCUGAGGAUCCCCAGCUAUGGCCCUCUCCCAGAUCCAAUGUCUGGACAAUAACAAUGUCAACUGGAGGUCCAGUGAGGCUAAGCCUGAGUUCUUCUACAGCGAGGAGCAGAGGCUGGCCCUGGAAGCUCUGGUGGGCUCUGGACAAGAUGCCUUCCAUGAAGUGGUCAAGAAGGAAAACAUCAGGGACUUUUUGUCGGAGCCGGAACUCGCCAAGAUAGUGUCCAGAGUGGAACCUUUUGACCCUGAAUACUGUAACCCCUGGAUAACUGGGGACAAGCCGGAAAAGGAGGGAGAGGGAGACCACCAAGAGGAUGUAGAGCAUUCCUUGGAAUACUGGCCAGAUAAAUCGGACUGCUCCAUCCCUGACCUAGACUUGGGGUGGCCGGACACCGUUACCUAUAGAGGAGUGACCCGGGCAACGGUGUAUAUGCAGCCACCAAUUGAUGGCCAGCCUCACAUAAAGGAGGUGGUCCGGAAGGUGAUCACACAAGCCCAGAAAGUGAUUGCUGUUGUAAUGGACGUUUUCACCGAUGUGGACAUAUUUAAGGACAUGUUAGAAGCUGGCUUCAAGAGGAAGGCCGGGGUCUACCUCAUUCUUAAUGAGUCCGAUGUGAAGUAUUUCCUACAGAUGUGUGAGAAGGCUCAGAUGCACAAAGGUCACCUCAAGAACCUCCGGGUCCGUAGUGUUGGAGGCGCAGAGUUUUAUACCCGUUUCUCAACCAAGUUCAAGGGAUCUCUAGGGCAGAAGUUCAUAUUUGUGGACGGAGACAAAGCUGUUUGUGGAUCUUACAGCUUCACCUGGUCGGCAGCGAGGAUUGACCGAAAUCUUAUCACCGUGCUCUCUGGCCAAGUAGUGGAGAGUUUUGACCGGCAGUUCCAGGAACUCUACCUGCUGUCCAAGGGCGUUAGUCUUAAGAAUGUUCCAAUGGAUAAUGAGCCAAUACCAGAACCAGUGGCACUGCCCGCUCCUGUACCCGCUGCAAUAACAGAAGCAAUAGCCCGGAAAAUGUUUAACCCCAAAUAUGCCCUGGUGACUGUCAAAAGUGCCAGCGAGUCGGGCAAGGAUCCUAAACCAGAAGUCAGCGCUGUCAAGAAAAUCAUCACUAAGACCAGAGGGCUGACCUCACAGCAUCAUACGGAUGAGCCCCAGAUACACCCAGCACUACAAGAUAUGGAGAAAGCCAACAUGUUUGACUAUCUGCCCACAUGGGUGGAGCCUGACCCAGAGCCAGGAAGUGAUAUCUUAGGUUAUAUUAAUAUCAUUGACCCCAGCAUCAAGAAUGCACAGCUCUCACAGAUGAACAGAAUCAAGAUUUGCGACACUUCCCAAGCAACAGCGCAAUAUAUGCAGCAGAGCAGGGAGAAUGAACUGAGGCAAAAUCGGAACAGCCCAACUUGUAGCCAUAGCAAUACUAACCCAUCUAGACAGGCCAGCCAAGAUGCAGGUUCUAGUCCUAGUAAUAGCCAAGGUAACCCAUCUAGGCAAACCAGCCAAGUCGAGGGGUCUGGUCCUAGUAAUAGCCAAGGUAAUCCAUCAAGGCAAGCCAGCCAAGAUGUGCAGACUGGACCUAGUAAUAGCCAGGGUAACCUAUCCAGGCAGGCCAGCCAAGACGAGCGGUUGGAACCUAGUAAUAGUUGUGGUAGCCCUUCCAGGCAGGAGUCUAUCCCAAGUCCAGACAUCGUGCCAGCAGAAUCACCCAACGUGAUUAAUGAUUUAGAACCUCAGCAUACAAGUUACGAUUCUGCACAAAAGCCCAUAGAAGGCUUUGCCGAACUGGCUGGGAGUCAUCACCUUGUGUCCAAAAACAAAGGUCCGGGAGCAGCUGAUGGUAAGCCACCUCCGGUGCCAAAGCCAAGAACAGUGCCAGUCACCGACUUCAUUACCUUGAAGAACACCCUGAAUACCAAAUCUAGCAUGUCCAGUUCACCGACAGGAGAACUCACGGUGCCAUCUGUCAACGGGGUGGACGCCGAGGGAAGAGAUGCGGAGGAUAUUGACCUUCUGAUUGAGACUGAACAUACAGACCAUGAUCAGGAGGAAGACAGUGCUGACGUUUAUCAGUUGUGUGCUGGAGAAUAUUCUUCCAGUGGUUCUGGUUCUCUACCCCCAUCCAAUGCCUCCUCCAUGUCUGAGGAGUACUACCCAUCCUCAUCUGUGCACAGGAGGAGUUCGGACCGUAUUCCCAACGGGGAUCGCCCUCCUCCUCGCAGGAAGCUUAGUGAUGGUUACAUAAGCAGAGGAAGCUUCCUGAGCCCCGUCAGCUCCUCUCAGCCCUUAAUGGAAAGGAGAGCCGCUGAAAAUGGCAAAAGGAGGAACACGCUAGAGGAGGAGCUGAACCGUGUUCUAUCCUCUGGCCACCAAAUGCAAGGGACAGACCGGAUCUAUGCCUUGGAACCUCCUCAGGGGAACCCGCUGUUUCAGUACAGUCCUAACGGGACAGCUGGAGGAUAUGACCGGUUCCAGUCCCAUCCUGGCCCCAGGGACAUAGGCAAGGGAAGAGGCAAAAAGGAGAGCAUGGAGGGUGCAUACCAUCAGGUCCACAGGAAGCCAGAUUCCCCAGGGGCAAGAACCCGAUUGUGGACCAGCAAGGACUAUGGAGGCAGCUAUACGAGUCCCACUCCUCAGAGCCCAGUAACGCCCGACAAUCCGCACACUCCAUUUGGGAUUCCCUAUUCUAAGCUGUCCCAGGCGAAACACCUCAAGAGCAAGAUCGGAGCUGCCAGCCUGGACUCCAGGAGGAAAGGACACAUCCCCCCUGGACACAAGGACCUUUAAAUAAGUUGUGGGGGGACAGGUCCUUAAGUUCUCCGUGCAGAAAUGUUCCUCUGUGAAGCCCUGUACUGAGGGGGCACGGGUUCCACCACACUACGGGCAUGCCCAGAUGUUCUGUGCAGAUGGAUGUACUGUAAUGUAAGCCCAGCAGUUGGAGAACCCUUACUGUGGUCUACCAUGAUCCUCUGAUCCAGGACACGCCACCGGAAAUGUGCUGCUUUUCUUGCCACAGAGGCGGCUAAAUGCGCCAGAUAUGUAUGUGCUUGGUGAGGUGUUGCCGAUGUCUAUUGGGGAACUGAGCUUUUCAUGUGGUCCGUCUCUGCCUGGGCUGCGGGGUCUGCGUUUACUGCGCUUCCGCCCUACCUGUUUACAUUGUUACUUGAACCGUGUCAUUUAUCGAGGAGCUUCGUUAAUGAUAAGUUAUGAUUUUACUUCUCAUUCUGGUGUAGUGAAACCGGUGCUGAGCGUCCGCCAGUUUCCCUAAUGUGGAUCCAGGCAUUCCAGUCUCCUCCUAUAUAGAUAGCGCUAGCCCUUUUUGUGUUCUAAACUGGCGCUUCAUGUUUUUCUUUGUGGCUUGUGAUCAGAAUAUCUGUCUGGGAAGCCACUGCGGUUAUUAUCAGUCAUUUAUGUAGCGCCAGCAUAGGCCGCAGUGCUUUAACCAUUACACCGAUGUCCUGUAAGCUUCUCUUCAUUUUCAUUUUAGCCCAGCCUGGUGCUUUUGGAAUUGUUUACCCUAGUUAUCCAACUUGCUGCAAUUUGUAUGUAUGUGAAUAUGUAACUUUAUGUAGAUAUGUGUGUAUGUAUAUAUUAGACUAGUCAUUAGGUACUAGUACCAGGGGUACAGUUGCCAUUUAAGAAAUCCCUAAUUCAUUGUGGUGCCAUCUAUGUUCUGCAGGGCAGGAUCUUAAUGGUCUUCCUACACUCAGAUGGGGCACCUAUAGUAUGGGCUCAACCAUUAUUCAGGUUGUCAAUUCACUAGGAAAGAAAGUGCCUUUCUGGUAGGGUUACUAUAAUAUCCCUAACAGGGAUAUUCAUGGAUUUAUACAGGUUCUGUGGCUGUGUGACUUCAAGACUUCAGUCUUACCUGGCUUUAUCCAGUCACAGAACCUGUGUACAUCAUAAGGAUAUUAUGGCAAGCCUACUUUUUGGUGAAUAUUGGUUUGGCGCACAACAUGGCGGCCUGCACUGUGUGUAUAGACGUUGGAUACACUGUACAGUAAUAUAAGCAGCCUGCAGUCAGGCCUUUAUUUGUAUGAAUUCAGUAUGAUUUAUCCUGACAGCCGGCAAUUAAACGUAUACCAUUUGUAUAUAUGGCAUUGGACCUACAGGUAUAGUUGGACUGUUGCCAAAAUUCUUUUUGGGGAGAAAAAAAAAGUCUUUAAAAAGAUGAAUAGCAUCAAGCAGAAUUCCAAUGUCUGUAGUCACAUUUCUAUACCAUAGCAGGACUUGCAGGUGGUUAAAAUUGUGGUUUCUCUUGUUAGAUAGCCACGUAUGAGGUAAUGUUCUCUAUCAUCUUUCGCACCUGAUGUGUCUGCAAUAUCCUAGGAAUUCCUGUUCAGCAAGGACAGGAAGUGCAGUGUGCGUCUACAAAAAAAGAUUCCCUCAUGACACACAUGCAGUGCCAGGAUGUUAGCUGUAGGAAGAAUUUAAUAAUACAGAAAAACAAGCAUGUAUUUUUACAGAGCUUCCAACCCAUCAUGGCAUCAGUUUAUAGCCCUAUCAUUAAUGUCCAUUGAUUAAUCUUUUUUUUUUUUUUUAAGUGCUGCUUUCUGUAUUAAUACUUGUGCACUUUAAGGGGAGAGAAUAUUAAAGUAAGUGUCAGAUUCCUCUGUGACAGGAAUAUGUAUAUAAAGGCCACUGGACCCCAACUCGCCAAGCUGAAUUCUGUUAUCGCCUUCGGUCAGCUUGUGCAAUCUGUUCUGACAGUGAUAAUUACCUGGUCCGUGCACCAGUACCAGGCCGCAAGUAUGGUUAGGCCAAAGGUCAUGCCUGGCCAAGGUAGAUCCCCAGAGACCGCAUCACGGAAUAGGUGCAUGGCAUCGGAGCGUGGUAGGUGGCAUGUGGUGUUGGGGACAAUGAGAGCCGGUAUGGCCGCGGCGUACGCUUUUUGCAGAUUUUGGUAGCCUCCAAUUUUGUUAAAUGCUGGAAAGAAAAAAAAUAUAUAUAAUUAAAAAUGUGAAUAACAAAAAAUGCUCUAGAACAGAUGUGGAAACCUAGGUUCGGACUGGCAGCUCGUCGGUUAACCCUUAGUUUCGACAUUGAAACCAUGUUUGGUGUAUUUUACAUGAUCUGUGACCAGUGGCAGCACUGUAGCUGUACAUUAAUGUGCAGCCAUCACCGACGCACAGUGAGGCAGCCAUUUUGUAGGCAGUAGUCAUGAGAAUGCAGCCUAGCAAAUCAACAGGAACUAACGAUAUUCCGUUUACCACAAAAUGGCUGCUGUGCCUAGGUGGUGGGUGCUCUUUAUAAGCAGGGUUGUCAGCUAAUCUCUUGCACAUGGCUGUAUCUCCCCAUAUCAUAUAUGUAAGUGAAAAAUCCUUUCCAGAGGUAACUACUGGUACGGUUAUGAUAGCAAUUCUAUACAGUCCAGUGUGUCGGCUUUUACAGUGUUUUUCUAUGGGAAUUAAUACCAUUGCUGUCAGGUGACCAGUCGGCCAUAUUGUCUGUAACCAUAUCUAAAAUCCAUGAUGGCUAAGAAACAUUCCUGGGGCGUCCUGCUGUGCAUUAUGGGAAACUGUAUUGUGCAUAUGGGGCAGAGGACGCAGCUUGUGAGAGAUUGUCUCAUCUGCCGUCUAAAUCAGGUUUUUUUUUAAAGUUCCAGAGAUCAGCACAAAUCCUACUCUUUGAUUCCUCAUGUUUCAGCUGUGACAAUCUGCAAAGUUCUGAGACUAUUUUUGUAUGGUGUAAAAUAAUUUUUAAGCUAUUUUAAAAUAUAUGCAGUAUUUAAAACCCUU